AUGGUUAGUACGAGAAGUAGAAAACGCAAUCAUACUGAUGCUUCACCAUUAGUUAGUGUUGACUUUAGUCAAAAUCCUGAAAAAAUGGCAAGGAAAAAAAAAGCUGAUUCAACUGAAACACCAAUUCGUAGAAAAACUCCUUUAAAAAAGUUAAAAAAAUCACCUGGUGUAACAGGAGUUCAGAGUAAUAAGUCAACCCCAAGUAAAUUUGUUAAAAAUAACAAUUUUUCUACACCAAUGGACACACCAAAAGUAUCAUUAAAAAAUAAUGGAAAUACUACACCUAAUUUUACACCUAAGCAAAAUUUAAAUGGUUCAAAGAUAGUUGCAUCAAAAGAGUCUUCUGAAAAUAGAGAAAAAAUUUCGUUAAAUAAAACAUCUAAAAAGAACGGAACUCCUACAUCAGUAAAAAAAUUACAACCAGAUCAGACAACGACACCCUCCAAAAAUUUAAAUAAGGUUGCAUUGAAGGUAACUCCUAGUUUAGAUAAAAAUAUUACUCCUAAAAUUACAAAAAAGAAAUUAACACCUAAAGAAUCUUUAACAAAAAUGAAAAAAUUAACACCAAAAAUGAAAUUAAAUCAUAGUGAAAAGAAAUCAACAGAUACAAUCUCUGAUGGAAAUCAAAAUUCAGUUUCUACAAAAACACCUGAAAAAGUUGAAAAGUCUAGUUUAAAAGAAGUUAAAGCAGCUGUCACAGGAAAUACACCAUCUAGUGUUCAAAAAAAUGAAGCUAAAAAGAAGUUAACUCCAAAAAUGAAAUUAAAACAUGAUGGAAAGAAGCCAUCAGAUACAGUUUCUAAUGUUAAUCAAAGUUCAAUCGUUACAAAGACACCUGAGAAAGUUGAUAAGCCUAGUAUUAAAGAAGUAAAAUCAGUUGUUACAGAAAAAACACCCUCUAUUGUUCAAAAAAAUGAAAUUAGAAAGAAGUUAACUCCUAAAAAGAAAUUAAAACAUGGUGAAAAGAAACCAUUAAAUGCCAAUCAAAGUCCAGCUACCACAAAGCCAUCUGAGAAAUUUGACAAGCCUAAUGUAAAGGAUAUGAAAGAAGAUGUUAAAGGAAAUACACCAUCUAGUGUUCAGAAAAAUGGGCUUAACAAGAAGUUAGUAUUAAAAAAAUCAAAAAAGGUUGCUUCAGAAAGUACUGUCGAAGAUAAGAAUAAUUCUAAUUCCAAAGUUAUUUCUACAGAAAAAACUUCUGAAACAAAAGUUGUAUCACAAAAAUUGAGAAAAUUAAGGAAAAGAAAAGCUAGAUUAGAACGAAAAAUAGGUGCAAAAAAAGUACGCACAGAACAAAGUAAUAUUUUGGAUGGAGAAGAUUCAGAGGAUGACGACAAACUUCCAAUCGAAUUGGCAAAUGAAGAACUUGAAGCUGAGCAAGAUGAUGAAAUGGAAUUAACAAGAAAAGAAGCAUUGUCUAAUUUAGAAGGUUUUGUCUUACCAUCAAAUGAGGAAAUUGAUAAAGAAUGUUUCCCAGGACAGUUACCAAAUCUUAUUCGUGAAAGAUUAGUUGGUAUUUGUAAAGUAUUGGGUGGUAAAUUUAAUGAAACUUGUACUGACGGAAGACCAAGACAUGAUUAUACUGAGGCAUUUGAAAAAUAUGUUUCUUGUUUAUAUGGAUAUAAUUCAUGCUUGACUUCAAGAUUUUUCUCAUUAUAUCCAAAUCCUGAUGAAUGUAUCAAAUUUAUGGAAGCUAAUGAUAAUCACCGUCCAUGUUCUAUUCGUACAAAUACUCUUAAAACUAAGAAAAGUUCUCUAAAACAACAAUUAAGUAAUCGUGGUGUUAAUUGUAUUGGUGCUGAGGAUUGGAACAAAACUGCUAUGGUUAUUUCAGAUUCAAAUGUACCUAUUGGUGCUACCUUAGAAUACUUAUCUGGACAGUAUUUUAUUCAAGGUAUUGCUUCUAUGCUUCCAGUUAGUGCUUUAGCUCCACAACCACACGAAAAAGUUUUAGAUAUGUGUUCUGCUCCUGGUGGUAAAACAACACAUAUGGCAAGUUUAAUGAAAAAUACUGGAGUUUUAAUUGCUAAUGAUGUUUCAAAAGAUCGUCUACCUUCUGUUAUUGGUAAUGUUCAUCGUUGUGGAGUUACAAAUGUUGCUGUAACAAAUUUAAAUGCCUGUCUAUUUCCUAGAAUGUUUAGACAAUAUUUUGAUCGUGUACUUCUUGAUGCCCCUUGUUCUGGUACUGGUGUUAUUUGGAAAGAUGAACGUGUUAAACAUUUAAGAACCACAGAAAAUAUUAAUCAUUUACGUUCUAUUCAAAGAAAUUUACUACUCUCUGCUAUUGAUAGUUGUAAUGCUAGUUCUAAAACUGGUGGAUACAUUGUUUAUUCCACUUGUUCAGUUUUAAUUGAAGAAAAUGAGUCUGUUGUUGAUUUUGCGCUUAAAAAACGAAAUGUUAAACUUGUGCCAACUGGUAUUGAAGCUGGAGAUGAAGGUUUUGUUAAACAUAGACAGCAUCGUUUUGAUCCUUCCUUAAUUUUAACGAAACGUUUUACACCACAUAAAAAUAAUGUUGAUGGUUUUUUUAUUGCCAAAUUUAAAAAAGUUUCAAAUGACAAAGAUGGAAUUGACCAAGGGAUUGUCGAGUAUUCUGAUGAAAAGAAACCUGAACAAGAAUAA
Messenger RNA from Strongyloides ratti, 2622 nucleotides. Its product is annotated as Putative ribosomal RNA methyltransferase NOP2. Gene Ontology annotation, cellular component: nucleolus. Gene Ontology annotation, molecular function: RNA binding; rRNA (cytosine-C5-)-methyltransferase activity. Gene Ontology annotation, biological process: maturation of LSU-rRNA; rRNA base methylation. The transcript has a single exon. NCBI's taxonomy places the organism in Eukaryota, Metazoa, Nematoda, Chromadorea, Rhabditida, Strongyloididae. The coding region runs from base 1 to 2622 and encodes 873 amino acids. The record is from RefSeq and is a predicted model, not a curated record.